Guyanagaster necrorhizus is the source of this 2014-nucleotide messenger RNA. RefSeq names its product NCA2-domain-containing protein. Bases 26 to 2014 code for a protein of 662 amino acids. The transcript has 6 exons. Gene Ontology annotation, cellular component: mitochondrial outer membrane. NCBI's taxonomy places the organism in Eukaryota, Fungi, Basidiomycota, Agaricomycetes, Agaricales, Physalacriaceae. The record is from RefSeq and is a predicted model, not a curated record.
GCUACCACCACCUCAUGCAGGCAGCAUGAAUCCGUCCGUCUUUAUCCAGCACUACACCGCACCUCUCAAUCAAGACAUCCAUAUAUUAGGCGCGUUAAAUAAUGUUCCCAGCCGAGACUUCGUCGCCACUGCUUUUCAGGACACAGCGUGGAAGCAAAAGCUACGACGUCUACUGGCCUCCCUCGAAAAUCCUGUCGCUGUAUCGCGUAAGGUACUCAAAGAUGCCAUAGAAUUUUCCAUUCAAUUGCAAGAGACAAUUCAGAUCUCGGGUCUUCCUCCCAGUGCAGGAGACAAGGACCGGGAGCAACAAGCCUUGCAGCGCGCUGUCGCUAACAAAGUAGCGGUUGCCCUGUAUGCCAAUGCUAUGGACGUAUUUCUUUCGGAAUCCAUCGAGCUAGAAGAUGAAGCUGAAUGGUGGGAGGAUGUCGAACGUUCUUGGGUGAAUGUGUUUUGGUAUCUCCUUCAAACUUUUCCCGUCCGAUGCAUCAAUGUCUGGAAGGUCGUUUUGAAUGCGGUUCAACGCGAACAUCGCUCAGCAUUCACUUUCGCUGCUCUUAGUCAACCCCUACGGUCUCCCUUUCAGCCGUCUAUCCUCUUAGCUUCUCUCUUUCCCCACACUACGUCUCAAGCACUCUCUUCGCUCUUCUUGCCAUUGACACCCCCGUCAGUCGGUUGUCUCCAUACUCUCAGGAGUGCCGUCAUGCGAUGCCUCCAUUCAUUAUGGAGGUUCACUAUCAUGCCGUUGGAGUUAACCAGGACUGAAUGUCACCUCAAGAAACGCGAACUACGUAACAUGAGGGAUGAAAGGGCCACAAUUCUGGGGAACCUUGGCACCUUGAGACAGUCACUUGCCGAUUCAUUCCAAAGUCUCCAUGACGAAGACGAAUAUCUGGUUCCCGAGCUUUCCAUAUUUGCAGGAGUUCUAAAAGGCGUGAUCCAAGGGAAGGCGCCGGACAAGUUUGAGAGCAGAGCCUCGGGGCUCUCAGAUUUCCGUGACAUCCAAAAUGAUAUUCUCCCUUCAUGCAUAACUGCCUAUGCAACUACCCUCGAAGAACGACAGCUUCGUAGACCAUCUCAAUUCGUACUGCUAUGGCCGAAAUUUCUCCUGGUGCCGCCUUUAGUGGCAUACACCAUCAGUUCUCUAUAUGCUUCUCGAGCCAGUUUAGCACAGAUGGCAUUGGAUGCACAUGAGACUGUCAAAAGCUUCAUUCUGCGAUGGCUAGUAGAGCCUUGCAUGGACAUCAUUCAUACUGUUCGUGCUCGCGGCGAAGACGGGGUCAUUGUCCAAAAGGAAGGCGUAACGGCUGACCUUGAGUCAUUGGAACGGAUGACCGUAUCGCUUGCUAAGGAGCACCUUCAUUACGGCUCUGACGAAUUAGCAGAGCUCUCCAAGCAAGUCAAACUUGGAGACAUCACGCCCGUCCUCAAGUUGUAUGAAAACGACAUCCGCAGCCCUCUCAAAUCUGUGAUAACAGGAAAUCUCCUUCGGACGUUAUUCAUUCAAGUCCAGAAGGCUAAGGUUGACAUUGAUCAAGCUCUAUUCGGAAUUGACAAACUAUUAAAGUCCCAAGAACUGACAUUCGCCUUCGUCGGUGUGGCACCUGCCUUUGGAAUCGUCUAUCUUCUCGGUGGCUACCUCAGCAGGGUCUGGACUGGUGGUCGAGGGCAAGGCCGAUAUGGCGGUAAACAUAAACGCACCAGCGUUUGGUUCGUAAUGCGUCGUAUAGAACGUCUUUUGACUUCUGGACCGCAACAUGCUACCUACGGCCAACGUAUCUCUCCCCUUACAGCCGGACUGCUUCUAGUGUCCGUCGCCUAUCUCCGCGCAUACGGAGAAAAGUAUCUUCCUUCUCGUUCCCGACUCCGUGAAGGAUUUUUGGAAGAUGUAGAAGAUCUGUCGAAUCCUAAUCUUGAUAGACAUGAGAAAAGAAUGGUGAUUGAAAGAAUGUGGAGGAGUUGGGGUUAUACCCUUGGAUGGGGCAGACUCGAGGGCAGUGAGAAGCUGAUGAUGUGA